Molecule: messenger RNA, 2561 nt
Organism: Dendroctonus ponderosae (mountain pine beetle)
Lineage: Eukaryota; Metazoa; Arthropoda; Insecta; Coleoptera; Curculionidae
Gene: l(2)gd1
Product: coiled-coil and C2 domain-containing protein 1-like
Exons: 13
Coding region: 151-2382 (743 amino acids)
Biological process (GO): regulation of transcription by RNA polymerase II
Cellular component (GO): nucleus
Molecular function (GO): DNA-binding transcription repressor activity, RNA polymerase II-specific; RNA polymerase II cis-regulatory region sequence-specific DNA binding
Source: RefSeq, a predicted model, not a curated record
CAUCCGACACUUGUCAGCUUUGACGGCAAAUAACCCUAAAGUUCGAUGUUUUGGUUCUAAAAAUAGCGAUUACCCAUUGUUCCAUUGUUCCUGUGUUUGUUUUGCCGUGUUUUCCUGUUCAUUUGUGUGUUUCACUGCUCCGGGCCAGCGAUGUUUGGGCGUAAGAAGCCCGAGAGGCCGAAGCGGGACCGUUCGGGCAAUCUGGCUCAGUUCGGCCUGUUCGACGUGCCAGCCGACUUCCAACCGAUGGGCGGCUCCGUGGACUCGGACGGGGGCGACAGCGACCUCGAAGCCGAGCUGGCGGCCCUCACAGGCGGCGGCAGCCACCGCCCCCAGCCCAAAAAGGCGCAGAAGCAGCCGCUGCCGCAACACCAGGUUGAACAAAUAGUGGCGGGCACGCUGAAGGACAUCGACGCCGCUGUUGAAGACGAAGAGGUGGAUGAAGAUGAUCCGGCCCUGUUGAGCGAAUUGCAGGAGAUCACCGGUGAGGAAGUGGCGGAGGAGGAGCCGGCGCCGCCCACUGCAGCGGUAUCGGCCGAAGUCGUCGACACUUUAGCCGCCCGAUUGAAGGCCUACCAGGAGCUGGAAAAGGCGGCCAGAGAGGCCGGGGAAAUCAGCAAAGCCAAACGCUUUGGCCGCGCCCUCAAGACCCUGAGCGACCUCCUGAAGACCGCCCGAGCUGGAGGGCCAGUGGACCUGAGCGACAGCGCCGUCCCCCCAGAGAUCCAGCCAAAGCCCUCAGCUGGCAACCAUGCAAAGGAGCAGGCGGCCGAAGUCCAGAAGGCCGUGGACGAAGAACUGCUGGCCAUGCUUUUAGCCAGACAAAAGGAGUACAAACUGGCAGCACUGCAGGCGAAAAAGGGCGGCAACAGCGAGCUGGCGAUAAAUCACCUGAAAAUUGCCAAAGUCUUCGACCAUGUGAUCGAAGCGGUGAAGCGGGGCGAAGCGGUCGAUCUGUCCGAUAUGCCUGGACCGCCGGGCGAGCCCAGAAUCCAGGAAAACGAGCGCCAGCAAAGCGGCAACACUGACAACGCGCCAGAGCCGCAGCCCCUCCAGGCCGGCACCAUCGAGGAGGCGUUGCAGCAAAGGUUGGAGUUCUACAAGGCGCACGAGCAGCAGGCCAAGGACGAGGCCAACAGCAGCAAAGCGCGCAGGUUCGGCCGCAUUGUCAAGCAGUUCGAGCAGGCGUUGAAAGCGCACCGCGCAGGCAAAGGGGUGGAGUUUGAGGAGCUGCCCACGCCCCCUGGAUUUGCGGCCAUUCCGGUGCCGGGGGCGCCGCCUGCCGCUCCGCCCACUACCAGAGAAGCGCCGCCCAUUCCGAAGCCCAGCCCAUCCAGGGCGUCUGGCAACAAACUGUCCACCACGCACCAGGAAAAGCAGGUGCUGAUCCUGCAGGCGAAACAGAAGCAGUUCAAGGUGGCCGCCCUCAAUGCGAAGAAAAAGGGCGAACUGCUGCAGGCCAAGGAGUUCCUCAAGCAGGCCAAAGGCUUCGAUCGGCUGAUCGAAGCCGCCGAGGGCGGCCUUCCAGUCGAUUGGGCGACCAUUCCCGUCUCGCCCGAGGCGAAGUCCCAGCUGGACAACGAGUACGACAUCGUGAUGGCCGACGAAUGCACGGAAACUGCGGACAGCGACAGCGACCUGCUUUCCCGGCUGGAAACACAGCUGACCAAGCAGAUGAAGAUGUGCCUGAGCACGCGCGACCAUCACAAAGCCUUGGGCGAUGUGGCCGGGAUGAACAGAUUCGAGCGGCUGGCCCUCAAUGUGACCAAGGAUCUGGAUGUGGUGCGAGUGGCCAAGCGAACCGGGCGCGCCCCUCCAAAGUUUCACUACGAAACCAAGGAGUUUUCGAUCGUGAAGAGUUUCACCGAGCUGACCGACAACGAACUGGAACUGCUGAUCGUGCGCGGCAUCAACUACCGCAGCAACAACCCCAAAGACAUCGACACUUACGUGAAGUUCGAGUUUCCGUUUCCGCAGGACGCGCCCCACUCGAGCUGGACGUCCACCGUCAAGGACACGAACAAUCCAGAGUACAACCAGACGUUCAUCGUGCCGAUCCAGAGGAGCUCGCGUCAGUGCCAGCGCGUGUUUAAGAGGCACGGCAUCAAGUUUGAGGUUUACUCCAAAGGCUGCGGCUCUGGUUGCGCUAGCUGCAUCUUUUCCGGUUUCAGUGGGCUGUUCCGCAGCGACUCCCUACUGGGCAGCGUCAACUUGAAGCUGCAGCCGCUCGAAACUGUUUGCGAGCUCCACGACAGCUUCGAGCUGAUGGACGGCCGACGGAAGACCGGCGGCAAAUUGGAGGUGCGUCUGAGGCUCCGCAGCCCCAUCGUCACCCAGCAGGUGGAGCAGAUCCAGGAAAAGUGGCUCAUUGUCGACCAGUAGCGCCCCCAAUCAGUCCAGUCAGUGCGGUCGAUGCUGAUGCCUUCUGUAUUAACUAGGCUAGAGGUUUAAGUAGGGUUUGGCCCUAUUUGGGGCCGGCGAUGUAAAUAUGCUGAAUGCGCCCGAUGGGGAGGUUGGCGCGAUUAAAGACCGGGCAGGAGCACGAGGACUUUCACAGUAAA